UUAAUACGCAGAUAGCGAAAGCUUUGCACGGCUGAUGGAAUAACAGCAGAAGGAAAGUAGAAAAAGGGGGAGGGGAAGAAUAUACAGUGCGGGAGGAAAUUGACACCAUCUGCAUUUUUAAUCUUUAAAGUGAGCUGGUAAACUACAAUGGCUGAUGAAAAUGACAAUAAAUGCAAUAGUUUUAACGUGUUGAACUGGGAACAAGUGCAGCGGCUGGACAGGAUCCUAACGGAGACUAUCCCAAUCCAUGGGCGAGGCAAUUUCCCGACGCUAGAGGUGAAGCCUCGGCAAAUCGUGCAGGUGGUGCGGAGCCGCUUGGAGGAGAAGCGCAUCUAUGUGCGGGACGUGAGGCUGAACGGCUCGGCGGCCAGUCACGUCCUGCACCAACACAGCGGACUGGGCUACAAGGACCUGGACCUUAUCUUCCGGGCGGACCUCAGCGGCGACAAGGAGUUUCAAAUUGUCAAGAAUGUGGUGCUGGACUGCCUGUUGGAUUUCCUCCCGGAGGGUGUCAACAAGGAAAAGAUCACACCACUGACCCUGAAGGAAGCCUACGUGCAGAAGAUGGUCAAGGUUUGCAACGACUCGGACCGCUGGAGCCUCAUCUCGCUGUCCAACAACAGCGGUAAGAACGUGGAGCUAAAGUUCGUGGACUCGCUAAGGAGGCAGUUCGAGUUCAGCGUGGAUGCUUUCCAAAUCAACCUGGACUCGCUCUUGCUCUUUUACGAGUGCUCCGAGAACCCCAUGUCUGAGCACUUCCACCCGAGCAUCCUGGGCGAGAGCGUGUACGGCGACUUCGCUGAGGCCCUGGAGCACCUGCAGCAGCGGCUGAUCGCCACGAGGAACCCCGAGGAGAUCCGCGGCGGCGGUCUGCUCAAGUACUGUAAUCUGCUGGUGCGGGGCUUCCGAGCCGCGUCCGAGAGCGAGAUGAAAGCCAUGCAGAGGUACAUGUGCUCCCGUUUCUUCAUCGACUUCUCCGACAUCGGUGAGCAGCAGCGCAAACUGGAGUCCUACCUGCAGAAUCACUUCAUGGGACUAGAGGACCGCAAGUACGACUACCUGCUGACCCUGCAGCGGGUGGUCAACGAGAGCACCGUCUGCCUGAUGGGCCAUGAGCGGAGACAGACGCUGAACCUCAUCACCAUGUUGGCCCUCCGCGUCCUGGCUGAGCAGAACAUCAUCCCCAACGUGGCCAACGUGACCUGCUAUUACCAGCCGGCACCUUAUGUCACCGACGCCAAUUUCAACAAUUAUUACAUUGCUCACGUACAGCCGGUGUUCCCCUGCCAGCAGCACAACUAUUCCACUUGGUUACCUUGUAACUGAAAGAAACUAGGGGCGAGAAUGACAACGGUGGGGUGGGCGAGGACAAACACGGGGUGAUAUCUGGAGCCGACACGGCAGGUGAAGGGUUAAAUCCGCUGGGACUAGGGAAAGGAGACACUUGCAACUAGUGUGUAUUAGCGAUGGGGCGACUGGGAUAGAGGGCAGGAACGUUUACCCAGGCUCGGUUUGUUUAGUGCAAUGUUGAUCUACUCCAAGUUUGAGAUUUUUAAAUUGAAAAGAAUUAGCUUUUUUUGGAGAUGAUCGAAUUUUUUUUUGAAACGAUGACAAAUCGAUUCAAUUCCGAGCCUGAAGUGGACAUCUCGACUAUCUAUAUAUUAAAAAAAACCCUUUUCUGGCUCCCCCACUCACUGGUUCCCCCGCCCCCUCCCACUCUGAGGCUUGGCCGAGAACAGACAACAUGGGAUUUCAGCACCCGUAGCCUUUUCUGCUGAGGAUUGAAGAGCCUCUUGGGUUUUUUUGUAGAUGCUGAUUCGUAGGUGAGGGGGGGGGUGAAUCCUCCCCGUUUUCCUUUCUCGCCCUGUUCUCCGACCCAUAUGGUAAGUCGAAUGUAGCAAAUCAAUCGAAAACGCAGCGAAUAGCAAUGACUUGCCUUUGCGGAAGAGGGAGCGGUAACGGUUGCACUUCAGGUUGCAAAUACUAUGGAUGAUAUACCGAGGUGAACUGCUGCAUCACGGUUGCUUGUUUCUGCUUUUGGAGAGUUUUUUUUUCCUGAAAAUCCAAGCGUUUGUCCCAGACACAAGCAAGGCUGUUAGCGGGUGUCGACAGAAGUCGCUCUUGUGCUGUCCACGGCUCCUGGUUAAAGAGCGCACGCUUCACUUUCUUACUGAUCGUGGAAAUGUAUGCAGAACGCUGUGACUAAUUGUUUAUGGACCAAAGAUUUUUCCAUUUUCAUAUAUCCAUAUCUAUAUCUUAAAAACAAAACCCAUGGAAAAAGAUGUGGCUAAUUUAUAUUUGUCUACAUGAACAUGAAUCAAGUGCCUAUUGCCUAUAAUGAUGGAAUGGAGAUACUGUAUUCAAAUCUUGUGGCUUAAUCCACAUUUUUUUUCUUUACAUCAGGGACAAAAAAAAACGUGUUCUUGCACGAAUUACUAAAUUCCCUAUUUUCUUGGAAAAUACUUGUAUUAAAAAUAUUCUGUUUAUGUGAUAGAUUAAAAAGUAUGUAUUGUCUUGGACGGUGUAGCACUUAGACAAAUACUUAAGCAAAGUACUUUAUAUUUUCCAGUUUGUAAUAAGUUCCUUGGCGUUUUUUUUCCCUCGCCUCAUUUACAGGUACGUUGUACUGUGCGCUGCAACUGCAUUUGAGUUUCUAAAGUUAAAAGCAUAGGUGGGUGUCCCGGAAGAAAAUGAAGUUGGGAAUGGAAGAAAGACUGUGAAUUUUUUGUUUGGUUAUCUAAACAAAUAGUGGGGGCAGGUAGCCUAGCGAAUCAGUGAAGUCCUAUUAGAAGUUAGAGCUUGGCACAGUGGAGCAUUGCCCAGCAGCAAGCUCUCCAAUGAUAGAAUAAAAAGCUGACCCAGUGUUUCAUUGGAAAUAACAUUGGGUAUGGUUGAUUUGAUUUGUCAGGGUCAUGUGCUGAUUUUUAAUUUGACAGUUGUUGGGAGCAAGCCUUCUUUUGAACCACCAAAGAAAAAGGAAACACUGACUUUGGCUUUAAACUUAAUGAUAUUGGAAGUGAUUGAAUCUGGUUAGGAGACAGAGCCAGUGACUAAACUGGAAAUGCAUUCUUAGUUUUGCAUAUUUGACAAGUGUGUGGCAAUGAAGAGGAAGAAAUCUUUAACUGUUUAACUUUAGGCAACAAUAACCAGUCAAAAAUUGCAUCACUACUUUAAUUGAAAUGUUGGUCUUUCCCUUUAGUUUACUAUUAAAAAAAACUUUAGUUUGAUAGUAAAUAGUGUAAUUUUCUUUUGCUUCCAAAUGCUUGUUAGCAGUUAAUUGUGCCUAACAUGCUGGGCCUCAAUGCCCCUAUGAUAAAUUUGCCUUUUUCAAAGUUUCCCCUUUUAAUGGUGUAUAUUUCCAAAGUUUGUAACCACAGCCAAACAAUUGCUGUAAGCCCUCCAGAUAUUGCAAGAGUUUAAACGGAUUGAGGUGGCGGGAAGAAACUAAGCACUUUCAACUGAAUCUAGAGCUGGGAGAAACCUUCAGUUUGCAAAGGGAUUGGUGUGCCAGCUGAUGAGGUUUAAACUAUUGUUAAUAAAAAAGGUACUUGCUUGAAUAGUCCGUUCCAGAAUUUUGAUCUGUUAUUUAAAUGAAAAACCUCAUUGUGGAGAUGGGGCUAAAGAUCGACAAUUAAAGGGAAGUUAUAUCAAUGUAUUCUGUAUUUAUCAAAAGCUCAAUUUGUUAGCUGAUGCACAUUACAUAUUUAUACUGCAAUUUUUGUCAGUCUCUUGAAAUGCAGCACACUAAUGUUUACUUGAGAGAACUGAAAUAGUGGGGGCAGGUAAUACCUUUGUUCUAAGUUUGCUGGUGUGUAUUUUGCUGUUUGUUUGGUGUAGUACUCCAGUGAUUUUGUAAAAAGGGUCAUUUUCCUUCAGUUCGUACGAGUGAUGCCAAUGAGAAGUACUUGACAGCUGCAUUGUGAGGCUUUGAAUGGAAGUGCCAAGGGAAGAACAGGGGAAAUGGGAUCUGCUGGUGACCAGGGUGUGUUCAUUAUUGUUGCUUAUUUAAAGUUGCCAUCAAGGUCAUUCUCCAUCAAUGAGACAUCCUUUUUGAGGUCAGCAGGACUUCCAGAGCAGGCUGUAGGCAUUGAAUCAAUUAAAAAUACACUGCAAAAUAAGAACUUUGAGGCUGAUUUUUAAGCACAGGAUUGAGGGUGCGGCUGGGUGUUGGGAAAAGAGAAGAUCUAACAUGGAUCACUGCCACAUUAACAACAUGUCAAAUGACAUGUAAUGUGGUAGCAAAUACAAGUAAGUAGCCAGAGUGUAUUUUUAAACUCUAGGUGGAAAUUGAGACCAGAAGCAGCCAUAAUUUUUCUUGUUCAACUGGUGGAGGGGAGGUGGAGGUAUUCUCAAUUCGGUUUAAAGCACAGUAACAACAGGAGGGCUCAGAUAUCAAUAUUUUGUUCUGUAACAGUGAAUAGGAUUUUAGCUGGAUGUGGCACUUUCAUCAUCAGUAACUUUUUUUAAAAUCGUUGGCUUUGUACUUAAACAUUGAUAGUGGAAAAAUCAUUACACAUGCCUUCGUUCUUGAAUUGGUUUAUCUAAACUUCACUUUUUUGUUGCUUUAAUUUGUACUGAAGUAUCCUCUGAAGUGUGUUUAAAAUGCAUUCUUCCACUUUCCUUCCCAUUGCUUAUAACCACUGGUGAGUGAAAACUGCUAUUCCAAUGAGAUAAUAAAGUGCACACCAGCUGAAAUUCUGAGUGAGUGCUUGUAGCUUGCAAUCUUAAGCUAAAUAAACUGUAUUCCCUUGUGUGAUUGAUGCUUUUGUUGUGUUGGAAUGUUAAUCUUCCAUCCCCCUCAACCCCCAUUGUAAAAAUAAUAAACUAUUUAUCACGAAGACUUGCGGGCAAAUUGAAGAGUUUUGAGUGCCCAAAAAUCUACACCAUCUUGGUUUGCUCUCAACAAGAGCUUGGAAAUAUGAAGGAGGCUCUGUGCAUUUACUUUCUCUUCAACUGCCGCACAUAUAAUAUAUAUGGCUUCUGAGAGGCUUCCUUUUGCAGCAAACUGUGACUUGGAUUUGUCCGCUGGACUUUUCAGUGACUGGAGGGGCUCUAUCAAAGAGGAAACCAAAUAGUUGAUGGAACCUAGACUUUAAAGCAUCUGUGUGAGUCACAAGGGGAACCGAUUGUGAAUUUGU
Mobula hypostoma (lesser devil ray) is the source of this 5138-nucleotide messenger RNA. RefSeq names its product terminal nucleotidyltransferase 5Aa (gene tent5aa). Gene Ontology annotation, biological process: mRNA stabilization. The coding region runs from base 148 to 1326 and encodes 392 amino acids. The record is from RefSeq and is a predicted model, not a curated record. NCBI's taxonomy places the organism in Eukaryota, Metazoa, Chordata, Chondrichthyes, Myliobatiformes, Myliobatidae. Gene Ontology annotation, molecular function: RNA binding; poly(A) RNA polymerase activity. The transcript has a single exon.